Molecule: messenger RNA, 2412 nt
Organism: Paramecium sonneborni
Lineage: Eukaryota; Ciliophora; Oligohymenophorea; Peniculida; Parameciidae
Source: the annotation of a GenBank genome assembly
AUGUUGAUUGGAAAACAGCAUCUUUUACUUAGUGACAUCUGCCUACUUGCAUAUUUGGUCUUUAUAAAUAAAGGUUUAAAUCUUAGUAAUUAUUAGCGAGUUCAAUUAUUUCUAUAUCUUUAAUAACUGUACUUUAUGCUGCCAGCAUUAUUUUUUAGGUUUUAUGUGUCUUACUUAAAAAUGAACAGAAAAAUUAAAUUUUUUAGGGAAUAUGUUUUUCAAUGAAAAUAAUAUCCAUCUGGUUUGCAUAUUAAGCAAAAUAAGAAUACAUACUUUGCUCAUUAAUAUAAACUCAAAUAUUAUUUAAUAAUAUAGACUUAAAAUAGAAGCACUAAUAACCAAUCUUAAUCUUAGCAUAGAUGGUUAUGUUUAUAUUCAAUUUUGAAUAAAUUAUACUUGAUUAUGAGUAGAUGUUUAUAAAUCUAAUUUAAUUAGUGAUAUUUAGUUUAUGGUUAUAUAGAGAAAAAAGUUUAAAAUAAAAAGAGGAUUUUAAAGGAGAGCAAAAUAUGAAUGAAUAGGAAUGUAAAAUUGAUAUUUAAGUUGAUACAUUGAAACAACAUUAGAAUCUCAUUCAUACUAUUUCUACAAAAAGAAUAAAUUUACCAUAAAAUUCUUUAUUAUUUAAUGAUUAAUAUGAACUAAUAGAAACUUAAAUUAAUUUUUCAGAUUUGAUAACUCAUCCAAAUUAAUAUAAUUAAGCAUUUGAAAUACUUUUAAAUUUGAAUUUGAAUUAUAUUGAAGACACAGUUUUAAAAUAAAGUGAACUGAGAGUAAUAGUAUUAAAUAUGUAAAUUGAUGAAUAACAUUUGUUAAUUAUAGAUAAGAAUGAAUAUUUCAAAUACGAUAAUCAGGCGAUGUUAUUAAAUUGUAUUUUAGUUGAUGGAAUAAAGUGUUUUUAAGUUCAAUUUUUUACAAUUCCAUUAAUAACAAACAAUAUAUAAGAAAUGGAUUCUUCAAUGGAGAUAGAUAUGUGUAGAUCAUUAUCCCAUGAAUUGGGUACAAAUUUAAAUAGUAUAAUAACAUUUACUAAGAUGGCAUUAAAGGAUGAUAAUGUAGAUUCUCAUUUUAAAUGUAAAUAUUUGGAGCCAAUAAGAAUUAAUAGUGAAUAAUUGAAUCUGAUAGUUGGGACGAUAAGAGAUUAUAAUUUGAUAAACUUAAAGUAAUUUAGUUUGAAAUUGGAAGAAGUAGAUAUAGAAUUAGAAAUUAGAUUUAUUGUAUCAUUAUUUAAUGAGAGUAUUGAAAAUAAGAAUAUUAAGAUAGAAUAUUGCUUUGAUUUUUAAUCAAGUAUUUUGGUGAAUGAUAAAGUAAGAUUUCGAUAAGUUUUAUUUUAAUUAAUGUAGAAUGCUAUAAAAUACACUUUUGAAUCGUCAAUUACAAUAACAAUUUUGAAUGACAAUUUAGAAUGUUUUAUCUCAAUUUCAGAUAAUGGGAUUGGAAUGGUAUAAUAUAAUACAAUAUAAAUAGACAGAGUAAGAAGCAGAAAAUAUGAAUUCAUUAUUAUAAUCGAAUAAAUUUGUAAGAGUAUCUGAAUAAUCAGUUGGUGUAGGAUUGGGACUUGGAAUAUCAAAUCAAUUAGUAAAAUAGAUGAGUGGUAAGAAUAAUUCCAUUUAACUUAAUCGAAAGAAUCAAGGAUGUUAGUUCAGUUUUUUUAUAAAAAAUCAUUAAUUAGAGAUGUCAAAAGAAUUUAUGAGAAAGUAAUCUUCAGGAUUCGUUAAAAAGAGCAGUCAAACAAUUCGGUUUAUAUCUGUAAAUACAUAUAUUGAAGAUUAAGUAAAAUAAUAAUCCUUUUAGAAAAUACAGAUAUAAAAAAGUUUAAUUUAAACAAAUUCUAAUUCUUAAUAAUAAUUUAUCAUUUCAUCUAAUAAAAGAAUAAAUAAUUGUUAUUAAGAAAGUAGAAAAUAAAGUGAGGAGGAUAGUUUGUAAUCAAUUCAUCCUCCAAUCUUAAGUCCUAAGUUUUAAUAAUCUAUUGUACAAUGCAGUCUUAACAGUGACUGUUGUUCUAGAGUAUUAAUUGUUGAUGAUGAAUACUUUAAUAUUUAAUGUCUAAAAUUAUUGAUGAACAAAUAUCAAUCAAGAUGUGAUUCUGCUUACAAUGGCAAAGAAGCAUUAUAACUAGUAAAUCAUAAGAAACAUCAUCCUUGUAAAAUAUGUGGAAAUAGAUACUAUAGUUUGAUUUUCUUAGACAUCAAUAUGCCAAUAUUAGAUGGGUAUAAAACUGUUAAAGAAUUAAAAAAUUUAAUGAAAUAAUAAAUAAUUAAUAAAGCUUGGUGCAUUGCAAAUACAGGAUUCUGCGAUUUAGAUACAAAAUUAAAAAGCUAUGAAGCAGGAAUGGAUUAUUACUUAACAAAACCAUUAGAUUAAAAUGAACUCAGAAGUAUGCUAAAUGUUUUAUUUCCUUUUAAUGAUUACUGA